AUGGGGAGGAUCAUCAGGCUGCGCAAUAUGGCGCAGGAAGGUCUGCUGACGGGUCCAAAGCCUGUCCGCGAACAGCCGUCCGUACAAACCAUCCUCAGAUGGAUCUGCUACGCACUUGCUUUUUGCUUUCUUCUACUCGCCCUACCCAGCUUCGAGUCCAUGACAGAUGCCGUUUCGACACUGUGGCAGCCAAGCGUGGAUGCUCGUUGUGCUUCUGCAAGCUCUGCGUGGCGCUGUCGAAACGCACGCAAGCACUCCGAGCGUCUGCUAUCAAGACAUCCCCUCAUUGACGGACACGUGGAUGUCCCUGUUCAAGCUCGCUAUCGCUACGGCAACAAGAUCGACCAGAUCCCCUUCGACCAACCCGUCUUUGCAAACGGCAGCUAUCCUACUCUCGGCCACGUCGACAUCCCACGACUGAGGGCAGGCAAGAGCGGGGGCUUCUUUUGGUCCGCCUACGUCGUCUGCCCUAACGAGACUACCGUGGGAGACACCUUUGAGCACGCUGCCGCCGACAUUGCCGUGAGGGAUACGCUGGAACAGCUCGACGUGAUCAAGCAGAUGACCGAGAAGUACCCCCACGACUUUGCACUGGUUGGAAGCGUUGAUGCAGCCAGGACGGCAUUCAAACACAGGAAGAUGAUCAGUUUCAUCGGCAUUGAAGGUGCUCAUUCCAUCGGCAACUCGCUGUUCGCACUUCGCGCAUACGCUUCCCUUUUCAACAGCUCAAUACCCGGCCCGGUACGAUACCUAACCUUGACGCAUACCUGCCACAAUGCGUUCGCCGACAGUGCUGGUCAGCAGCCACCGCGAUGGCACGGUCUCAGCCCCUUCGCUCCCGCCCUCAUCCACGAGCUCAACCGGCUCGCCAUCGUUCCAGACCUCUCCCACGUCUCGGACGACACGGCCCUGCAGACCAUCGACGAAUCAAGAGGACCCGUCAUGCUGUCCCACUCUGCAGCGCGAGCCUUCAAAGACCUGCCGAGAAACGUCCCCGAUUCGGUGCUCAAAAAACUCGCCGCAUCCAAGAAGGACCAUGUGGUCAUGAUCAACGCCUACCCCGGCUUCAUUGGCGGCAGCAAAGACCUCGCGCAGUACGUCCAGCACAUCGAAUACGUCAGCAGCAUUGUCGGCAGGGGCCACGUCGGCAUUGGCACCGACUUUGACGGCAUCAUCUCGGUGCCCGAGGGAUUGGAGGAUGUCAGCCGCUAUCCUGAUCUCGUCGCGGAGCUGGUGAAGCGAGGGUGGUCCGAUCGCGAGCUUGUGGGCUUUGUGGGUGAGAAUGUGCUCAGAGUGCUGCAAGACGCCGAGAGAGUAGCACGCAAGAUGCGCAAGGAUGGCGCACAGCCAGAUAACACAAGCUGGAAGGACGUGUUCGGUUCUGCAGCGCACCAAGAGCUUUGA
Molecule: messenger RNA, 1404 nt
Organism: Sporisorium graminicola
Lineage: Eukaryota; Fungi; Basidiomycota; Ustilaginomycetes; Ustilaginales; Ustilaginaceae
Exons: 1
Coding region: 1-1404 (467 amino acids)
Biological process (GO): proteolysis
Molecular function (GO): metallodipeptidase activity
Source: RefSeq, a predicted model, not a curated record